UGUGUCGAGACGCGAUUGACACAGCAUUUCUAAAUAUCAGCGCUGGAUUCCGCCAAGGAGAGUGCGCCCGAGCAGUAAUUACUGUGGGAAGAAGUCAGUGCAGUUUCGGCGAGGAACUAUAGAAGAUAUACAGCAUAUACUGCUAUUCAUUGCCUUCGUAUUGAAGUUCUUGGAAAGACUGGUGUUAGGAUUUUCGUUCCAAAUGAAAACGAGGAUGUAUCUGGAGACAAGUGUUGCAACAGCUCGAUACACUGUACAUUAGCUACAAGUGGAUUUUGUUUAUUGAAGUGAAAAAUAAAAAGUGCAUCGAAAAACGCGCAUUUAGGGUUCACUUAAGAGAGGGCUGCCUAUGUGGUGCUAAAUGGUGACAAUGCCGAUACCCAAUCUUUUGGUGUAGACUGCACUGCAGCAUCAGCUAGACCCAUUUUGACAUUCUCCAGUCAAUUAGGAGGCAGCUGAACACGAAUGCCAUGGGAACGGCACGAGCAGACAGGUACUGCAUUGUACUGCCAGAUGAGGAUGGGCUAAAAAUAUCCACUCUCGGCCUUCACAAUGGUAACAGCACCCCGAACCGUAACUUGCUCUCGCCAGGGGGAUCGGAUGUCUUAGGGGGUGGAGGGGGCCUGGGUGGCCGAGGCAUGGGGAGUCCCUACAAUGGCAAGAUCCUGACCACCGGUGCCAACCAGCUCAGGAGCCGCUUCGUCAAGAAGAACGGCCAGUGCAAUGUGAUGUUCUCCAACAUGGAGGACAAGCCCCGACGCUACCUGGCAGACAUUUUCACCACCUGUGUGGACAUCCGCUGGAGGUACCUGUUCCUCAUCUUCUGCUCCACAUUCCUGGUCUCCUGGUUCGUUUUUGGAGUGAUCUUCUACUUAGUGUCUUUGGCCCAUGGAGACUUUGAUGAGCACCUGAGAAUGGUCUCGACUCCAGGCUCAGGGGUUGGGGGUGGGUUGGGGUCUGGUGUUGGGGGAAGGGCUGUUGAGCAGAAAGAGUGGAAGCCCUGCCUCUUGCAUGUGGAAGGGUUUGUUGGGGCCUUUUUGUUUUCCAUUGAAACACAGACCACGAUUGGCUAUGGGUGGCGUUGUGUGACUGAAGAGUGCCCGUUGGCUGUUGUGACAGUGGUGGUUCAGUCCAUAUUGGGCUGUAUCAUAGACUCCUUCAUGAUCGGUACCAUCAUGGCAAAGAUGGCGCGGCCUAAGAAGAGGAACCAGACGCUGAUGUUCUCCAACAACGCCGUCAUCGCCCUCCGCGACGGCAAGCUGUGCCUCAUGUGGCGUGUGGGAAACCUGCGCCGGAGCCACAUUGUGGAGGCCCAUGUUCGGGCCCAGCUCAUCAGGCCCUACGUGACCACCGAGGGGGAGUUCAUCCCUCUGGAGCAGACUGACCUCAACGUGGGCUAUGACACGGGAAUAGACCGGCUGUUUCUCGUGUCGCCUCUUGUGAUAGUCCACGAGAUCGAUGAGGACAGCCCGCUCUAUGGCAUGAGCCGGGCCGACCUGGAGUCAGACGAGUUUGAGAUCGUGGUCAUCCUAGAGGGCAUGGUGGAGGCUACGGCCAUGACCACCCAGUGCCGUAGCUCCUACCUGUCAAAGGAGAUCCUCUGGGGCCAUCGGUUUGAGCCGGUGAUAUUUGAGGACCGAGACCGCUACCAGGUGGACUAUGCACGGUUCCACAAAACCUACGAGGUUUCCUCCACGCCACACUGCAGCGCCAAGGAGCUCAGCGAGACUGCUGGGCACCGCUCCUCAGCCUCCUCCCGCUCUGUGUCCCCUGUUAGCCAAGCAGCCACCCAAAACUUUCUGAUGCCCCAUUCCCCCAGCGCCUUCUGCUACGAGAAUGAGGUGGCCCUUUGCAUUGCUGGGGAGGAAGAGGAGGAGGAGGAGGAGGCGGAACAGCCAAACCAGCUGGUGGUAGAUGUUGGAGACUCUGAGACUGAUAGGAUUGCCAUAUCCAAAGACUUCCAGAAGAUGUUUCAGGAGACAGGAUCAACGACAUCUGGCAACAACACGCUUUUAGACACAGACAAUCAGAUAGAGUUUGACAUUCUGCAGACUUCCAUUCCUCUUGAUCCUGUAACAUACAAAAGUGAGCCAGAAUUCUGAGGUCUUAACAGACGGUAAAGUUCACCCUACCCCAGACUAAUUCCAAUCCCAACACAAAUCUUCCUGACCUCAAGACUCAGAAUUUAAGAAAGCAAACUCCACACUUUUAGGAGUGAGGAGGUAGCUCUUGUGACAGUUUGCACAUUUUCUUUUUUCUCAACACUGUAGGACAAACAGAAAAGACAAACCUUGUCUUGAGUUGUGGAGUUGUGGAAUUGUUGAGUCCUUCAGUGUACAUGCUUGAAUCUUAGGAGUGAUUCACUUCACAGUUGAAGGAAACCAUGAUACGAUUGCAGACUCCCCGGUCUCAUCUUCUCCCUUCAUAUGAAGAGGUGAAUAGCCACCUUAGAUGAAGAGACGUGGUUCUGUGGUGAAGGCAGGCAGCCAUGGCGAUGACUCAGUCACCUAAAGGUCAAGGUAAAUGAGUUGCCAAGGCAUGAAUAUGGAGGAAAUGUUACACAAAACCAAAUGAGGACAUUUUGCACUUGAAGGUAGAUCUUCAGAGAAGAUACUCAGGGUAGUUUUAAAAAGACAUUGAUCUGUCAAUACUUAAUGCUGUGUCUCCACAGCUGGUAAGUACUGUAUUAAGAUCUAUUUAUGGUAUUUGCUUGGAGUAAUUCUUUCUGAUCUUCUUUGUUUUGUUCUGCACAAGCAAAAGAGAGAUCAUGACAUACGAUA
Alosa alosa (allis shad) is the source of this 2780-nucleotide messenger RNA. It is a transcript of the gene kcnj4, whose product is annotated as potassium inwardly rectifying channel subfamily J member 4. Gene Ontology annotation, molecular function: inward rectifier potassium channel activity. The coding region runs from base 471 to 2102 and encodes 543 amino acids. Lineage: Eukaryota; Metazoa; Chordata; Actinopteri; Clupeiformes; Clupeidae. Gene Ontology annotation, biological process: potassium ion import across plasma membrane; regulation of monoatomic ion transmembrane transport. Gene Ontology annotation, cellular component: plasma membrane. The transcript is spliced from 3 exons. The record is from RefSeq and is a predicted model, not a curated record.